Molecule: messenger RNA, 341 nt
Organism: Saccoglossus kowalevskii
Lineage: Eukaryota; Metazoa; Hemichordata; Enteropneusta; Harrimaniidae
Product: isoamyl acetate-hydrolyzing esterase 1 homolog
Molecular function (GO): hydrolase activity, acting on ester bonds
Source: RefSeq, a predicted model, not a curated record
GAGAUGUGAUGUGGUAAACAGAGGACACGGGAGUCAUGGAGGUCAAAGAGGUCAAGGAGGUCAAAGAGGUCAAGGAGGAUACAAUUCAACAUGGUUGAAGUUCAUUUUACCAGACAUCAUCAACUCAGAAAUAUUAAAGGAUGUUGAAGUGGUUUCCAUGGUGAUCUUCAUUGGGGCAAAUGAUUGUACCUCACCUUGGGCAGAUUUGCAUGUUCCCAUAGAAACUUAUAAACAAAAUUUGCAGGAAAUAGUGGUCUAUUUAAAAUCAAUCAACCUUCAACAUGGAAGGAUUAUAUUAGUUACACCCCCACCAGUCAAUGAGAGUGUCAUUUCCACUUGCU